Triplophysa rosa is the source of this 881-nucleotide messenger RNA. Its product is annotated as cystatin-B-like. Gene Ontology annotation, molecular function: cysteine-type endopeptidase inhibitor activity. NCBI's taxonomy places the organism in Eukaryota, Metazoa, Chordata, Actinopteri, Cypriniformes, Nemacheilidae. The record is from RefSeq and is a predicted model, not a curated record. The transcript is spliced from 3 exons. Bases 94 to 429 code for a protein of 111 amino acids. Gene Ontology annotation, cellular component: cytosol.
AGGAAACAAACUUCACGGUCUAAUUUUAGGUGUUUUGAGGCUUCCGAAUACAAACUGUUUUAAAACAUUUUUGUAGAACAUUCUGCAUUUGAAAUGCCUUUACUUUGUGGAGGAACUACCGAAGCAAAAGAUGCCAAUGAAGAAGUGCAAAAAAUUUGCGAUCAGAUAAAGUCUCAUGCCGAGAGUAAAGCUGGACGGAAGUGUGAUGUUUUUAUCGCCAAAUCUUAUAAAACACAACUUGUUGCGGGGACAAAUUACUUCAUCAAGGUGCAUGUAGGUGGAGAUGACUUUAUUCAUCUACGUGUUUAUAAAACCCUGCCAUGUUAUGGAGAAACAUUAACUCUACACGGCGUGCUGACACCCAAGGCGCAUCAUGAUCCAAUUGAAUAUUUCGAGCCAAAUCUCGAGAUAGUUCCCCAGUCACAAUGAGUAUUUCCCACAGGAACUCAACAUGCAUUACUCAUGAUGACACUGUGUGUAUAACCAUCAUGUAACAACAUCUACUACAAGUUUUUGUCAAAAUGUCUAGUAUGUGUUUCCUGAUAACAAUCCAAAGAGGACCCUCCCUAUCCCAUGCUGGAGUGAAACUAGAGCUACAAUAAACUGGUUGUGAAAAGAACUUUCUCUAAAUAUUAGCUGUAUUGUUUACAUAGCUUUUAAAUUCAUUUUCCCAUAAUACAAAUCUUGUCAUUAAUCUCAGAUGUCUAAGCUUUUCCCAUUUCUUGAGUUAACGCAUUACCAGUUAAAUCUGCAAUUUACUUUUAAGGGUGUGGGGAUUUGCCACCUAAAAAAACCUUUUUCCGAGCAUUGAGGUAUGAGGGUAACAUGUGAAGCUCAAACCAUUUUAAGUGUAGAGACUUUUAAAAAAUAAACACAGACAA